Acomys russatus (golden spiny mouse) is the source of this 1253-nucleotide messenger RNA. RefSeq names its product transmembrane protein 59 like (gene Tmem59l). NCBI's taxonomy places the organism in Eukaryota, Metazoa, Chordata, Mammalia, Rodentia, Muridae. The transcript has 8 exons. Bases 52 to 1068 code for a protein of 338 amino acids. The record is from RefSeq and is a predicted model, not a curated record.
GUCCCGCAUCCCGACGCCCGCAUCGGGGGCCCGCGCUGCGCACGCUCGGCCAUGGCUGCGGUAGCGUUGCCGCUGCUGUUGCUGCUGUUGUUGGCGUCGCCGGCCACUCCGGUGCCAGCGCGCGACCCCUUCGCCCUGCAGCUUGGGGACACUCAGAGUUGCCAGCAGCGGUGUCGACAGCUCCACCCUGGCCCGCCUCCGGGGCAGCCAGAGCCAGAGGGUCCUUCGGUGUCCCCGAAUAGUGAGGCAGUGCUGACCGGUGCUUGUGAGCGGGGCUGUCGGCUUUUUUCCAUCUGUCACUUCGUGGCCAAGAGCUCUAGGCCCAACGCCACAGAGACAGAAUGUGAAGCAGCCUGCACUGAGGCCUACGUGAAGGCGGCGGAGCAACGAGCCUGCAGCGAGGGGUGUUGGGGCCAGACCCCUGAACCUGAGACCCAGCUGCAGCAGCAGAAAAUGGCUUCGGAACCACCCAUCGGGACACUCUCACUCCUGGACUUCUUUUCCACGCUCUGCAGUGACCUCAUGAGUUCCGCCCAGGGCUUCGUGUCCUCUACUUGGACAUACUCCCUUCAGACGGACAACCGGAAGGUGGUGGUGUUCCAGACCCAGCCCGUGUUAGAAAGCGUUGCAUUCCAAGGGAGCCGCCUGCAGCGAGUGGAGGUGGCCUGGAGAGGCGCGCAUCCCAAGACCCUGGAGGUGCACGUGGACCCCCUAGACUCCUUGGACAAAGUGAGGAGGCCUAAGACCCGAGUGAAGACUAGCAAGGCCAAGGCGGACUCUGAGGACCAACAAGAGAGUGACUUUCUCAGCUGCAUGUCUCGGCGCUCCGGGCUGCCUCGAUGGGCCCUGUUCUGCUGCCUCUUCCUCUCCAUCCUGGUGAUGUUGUGGCUCAGUUGCUGUACCCUGGUCACCACACCGGGCCAGCACCUCAAGUUCCAGCCUCUAACUGUGGAACAGCACAAAGGCCUCCUGGUGGGGUCCGACUGGCCCUUGUACCCUCCCGCGUCGCCUGCCUAUGAAGACAGCCCCCCGCCUUACAAGUUGAAGCUAGAUUUGACCACGCUGUAAUCUCUGGCCUAUUGCCAAGUACAGGGGCCCCCCGCCACAUGCUUUUACUCUGCACCCCGAGGUCCAAGGUCAGGGUGGGGAAACCAGCCUUGGGCUCAUCUACCCCCCUAAUCCUCCCUCCCUCUUGGCCAUCACAUCUCUCAGUCCUCUUGAGACAAUGGAACCUAAGUGGCGGGCUGGAAAGG